This is a messenger RNA of Miscanthus lutarioriparius, 1299 nucleotides long. Lineage: Eukaryota; Viridiplantae; Streptophyta; Magnoliopsida; Poales; Poaceae. The record is from the annotation of a GenBank genome assembly.
AUGUCUAUGCUUCCAUUAGAUUGCAAGGUUGUGUCUGAUAGCUACUUUCUGAUGGCCACUCCCACUGCCCGUUCAGCAUUCAAGGAGCAAGCAGAAACAAUACUGGAUUUCUCAGGGACAACAACAAUAGAUUGGUAUCUUAAUGGAGGUGUUGAUGCCACCAUCGCAUACAACUGCACACAGUGUGGACGACGUGGGGGACGUUGUGGGUUCAGCCCAGACAGGAAUCAAACCUUCUGCAUCAAUAACGGUUCACACAUCAAAGUAAUCGCAGUGGUUCUUUUGUUGAUGGUGGCCACUGGACUCUAUCUUUCACUUAAGACAAGAUAUAAUGAGGAGAUACACUUGAACGUCGAAAUGUUUCUCAAGACAUAUGGAACCUCAAAACCCACAAGCUAUAGUUUCUCUGAAGUUAAGAAGAUUGCAAGGCGAUUUAAGGAAAAAAUAGGUCAGGGUGGAUUUGGGAGUGUAUACAAAGGCGAGCUACCAAAUGGAGUGCCUGUGGCAGUCAAAAUGUUAGAGAACUCUACAGGAGAGGGAGAAGAAUUCAUCAAUGAAGUUGCAACCAUAGGACUAAUCCACCAUGCAAAUAUUGUGCGUCUCCUGGGUUUUUGCUCUGAAGGAACAAGGCGUGCCCUUAUUUAUGAAUACAUGCCUAAUGAGUCACUGGAAAAAUAUAUAUUCUCACGUGAUUCUAGUAUUUCCCAGGAACUACUAGUGCCAAAGAAAAUGGUAGAUAUUGCUUUAGGUAUUGCCCGAGGAAUGGAAUACCUACAUCAAGGAUGCAAUAAACGCAUCCUCCACUUUGACAUCAAGCCUCACAACAUCUUGCUAGACUUCAACUUCAAUCCAAAGAUCUCAGACUUUGGCCUAGCAAAACUGUGUGCAAGAGAUCAAAGCAUCGUUACCUUGACAGCAGCAAGAGGCACUAUGGGAUAUAUUGCACCAGAGUUAUACUCUCGGAAUUUUGGUGGGGUAUCCUGCAAGUCGGAUGUUUACAGUUUUGGCAUGCUGGUGUUAGAAAUGGUAAGUGGAAGGAGGAACUCAGACCCAAGUGUUGAUAGCCAAAAUGAAGUUUACCUCCCAGAGUGGAUCUUCGAGAGAGUAAUCACUGGGCAGGACUUGGUACUUUCUAGGGAAAUGACUGGAGGAGAGAAAGAAAGGGUGAGACAGCUGGCCAUGGUGGCCCUAUGGUGCAUUCAAUGGAACCCAAGAAAUCGACCCUCGAUGAUAAAAGUGGUGAACAUGUUAACAGGAAGGCUGGAGAAUCUGCAGAUGCCCCCGAAGCCUUUCGUCUAA